AUGGUGAUGAAGUCAGCAGUUGAGGAUGAUGAUGCUGGCUGGGGGCUGGGUAUCCCAGAAAAGAUGAAGAACAAUGCCAACUGGGUUGACAUUACACAUGAAUUCAAGGGUGCAUGCAAAGAGUUGAACCUUGGAGAGUUGCUUCAUGACAAACUGUUUGGUCUGUUUGAGGCCAUGUCAGCCAUAGAGAUGAUGGAUCCUAAAAUGGAUGCAGGAAUGAUCGGAAACCAGGUCAACAGGAAAGUGCUGAACUUUGAACAAGCUAUCAAGGAAGGUGCCAUCAAGGUGAAAGAUCUAAGUCUUCCUGAACUCAUCGGCAUCAUAGACACAUGUUUCUGCUGUUUGAUCACAUGGCUGGAGGGUCACUCCCUGGCACAGACUGUGUUCACCUGUCUUUACGUCCAUAACCCCGACCUGAUAGAGGAGCCAGCCCUCAAAGCCUUUGCCCUGGGCAUCCUGAAGGUGUGUGACAUUGCACGAGAGAAAGUCAACAAAGCUGCUGUGUUUGAGGAGGAGGACUUCCAGGCCAUGACUUAUGGCUUCAAGAUGGCCAAUAAUGUCACAGACCUGCGGGUAACAGGAAUGCUGAAAGAUGUGGAGGAUGAGUUGCAGAGGAAAGUAAAGAGCACACGCAGUCGACAGGGAGAGCAGCGAAACCCGGAGGUUGAGCUGGAGCAUCAGCAGUGUUUGGCACUUUUCAAUAGAAUCAAGUUCACGCGCCUUCUUCUGACUGCACUGAUCACCUUUACCAAGAAAGAGACCAGCUCGGUGUGUGAGGCCCAGAAGCUUGUGGCUCAGGCAGCUGACCUCUUAUCAGCUAUUCAUUCCAGUAUUCAGCACGGUAUCCAAUCACAGAAUGACACCACUAAAGGAGACCAUCCCAUCAUGAUGGGCUUUGAGCCCCUGGUAAACCAGAGAUUGCUGCCACCCACCUUUCCCCGCUACGCCAAGAUCAUUAAGAGGGAGGACAUGGUGGCCUACUUCGGCAAACUCAUAGAACGCAUCAAGACCGUGUGUGACGUGAUCAACACCACCAACCUGCAUGGCAUACUGGACUUCUUCUGUGAGUUCAGUGAACAGUCUCCCUGUGUGCUCUCUAGAUCUCUUCUCCAGACGACGUUCUUGAUAGAUAAUAAGAAAGUGUUUGGGACCCACCUGAUGCAAGACAUGAUUAAAGAUGCUCUGAGAUACUUCGUCAGCCCGCCUGUCCUCUCCUACAAGUGUUGUCUUUUCAACAACCACCAGGCGAAGGACUACAUGGACUCCUUUGUUACACACUGCACCAGGCCGUUCUGCAGUCUGAUCCAGAUCCAUGGACACAACCGGGCUCGACAGAGAGACAAGCUGGGUCACAUUCUUGAAGAGUUUGCCACGCUGCAGGACGAGGCAGAGAAGGUGGAUGCAGCCCUGCACAGCUUGCUGAUGAAACUUGAGCCUCAGCGGCAGCAUCUAGCCUGUCUCGGCACCUGGAUCCUCUAUCAUAACCUGAGGAUCAUGAUCCAGUACCUGCUGAGUGGCUUUGAACUGGAGCUGUACAGCAUGCAUGAAUACUACUACAUCUACUGGUACCUGUCAGAGUUCCUGUACGCAUGGCUGAUGUCCACUCUGAGCAGAGCCGACUCCUCUCAGAUGGCAGAGGAGAGGAUUCUGGAAGAGCAGCUGAAAGGACGCAGCAGCAAAAAGACCAAGAAGAAGAAAAAGGUUCGUCCUCUCAGCAAGGAGAUUACCAUGAGUCAGGCAUACCAGAACAUGUGCGCUGGCAUGUACAAGACCAUGGUAGCUCUGGAUAUGGACGGGAAGGUGCGUAAGCCUCAAUUCGAGUUGGACAGCGAGCAGGUUCGCUAUGAGCAUCGUUUUGCCCCCUUCAACAGCGUGGUCACUCCGCCACCUGUGCACUACAUCCAGUUCAAGGAGAUGUCAGAUCUGAAGAAGUACAAUCCUCCACCAGGCUCCGCUGACCUAUAUAUGGCCGCCAGCAAACACUUCCAGCAAGCCAAGCUCAUCCUAGAAAAUGUGCCCAGCCCAGACCCUGAGGUUAACCGUAUACUGAAGGUGGCCAAGCCUAACAUUGUAGUCAUGAAGCUCCUGGCUGGAGGGCACAAGAAGGAGACCAAGGUGCUCCCAGAAUUCGACUUCUCAGCUCACAAGUACUUCCCUGUGGUCAAGAUCAUCUGAUUCUACUCUGCUGCACGAGCUGAUUCGGGAGUUUCGUCACAAAGACCUUCAGCCAUAACGAACGUUCCCACAGCUGAACAAGUGUGCAAUGGCCCUGAUCCAGUCCACGUCUGAACAAUAUGUCUGAUACACCUAACUGUACGGUCGUGUAAAGGUGUGUGUCAUACACCCAAUAUUUUUUUUUUUUCCUUCACCUGAAUGAAAGAUGUGACACAAGAAACCAGACCAGAGAACUCACAACUGGACCUUAAUGAGUGACAAUAUAUCCACAUCUGCAUCUGUGUAUGUUUGCUUUGUGUGAGUGUGUGUUUGCGUGUGUGAGAGUCGGACACAAGUCGAGGUGCUUUUGAGUAAUGAACUGGCUAAUUAAAAUUUUGUAUAUGCUGCCUCCACAGCAGCUGUGAUGACAAUGGGUGCAUAUCAUUCAAACAUAUGAAAUAUACUUUCUAUGUAUUUAUGUGCUCAUCUGAAUGAAAAAUGUUGAGCCUGAAACAGACUACAGUAUCGUGUCAUACCUCGUUCAGCACCAGUUUCACGUGCUGGGAGAUCUUAAAUUCACAACUUUACAGGAAGGACACUGUAGAGAUGCUCUCCUGGCCUGUGAACCGUCUGCAACGCUUUAAAACAAAUACUACCAGCAACUCCAGAGGACUGAAAAAGCUACAGCCGUCACAAGAACACAAUAAAACAUGUCUUUCCUGUGGUAUUAUUAUUCUGUCGCUGAAUUAAUUACUUGCUGGAAAAUAAUUUCACAUUUUCAGACAAAAGGGCACAAAAUCUAAGAUGAAAAAUCCUCUUAUAUUUGUAUAUUUUGGUUUGGACAGGUAGAUUUGGCACAGGAAAAUCUUUUUAAAUGUGCAUUAGUUUACCAGUUGCAACAUACUGUGUAUUUAAACACACUGCUUAAAGUAUGGAAGCCCAUAGGGAACAAUAUUAAAAGGAUUUUUUUUCCCACAUAUAUAGAUAAGUAAAACAUACAAUGAAAAUGCAGUCUCAUAAAUCAUCCACAUACUUAUGAAUAACUGUUUUAUGUUACUGUCACUCCCCUUAAUAGUGUUCAGUGUGUAUUUGGAAAGUUAUGACAUCAUGACCAUGCAUGUAAUUUUCCCUUGUCAUGUUUCAUGUUUUUCAGAAUUUAUCACAAACUACAAAUCCCCACAUAAAAAACACACGUCCUCCUCACUGUGGUAAUAAAAACAUUUUUUAUUCUCUA
This is a messenger RNA of Acanthopagrus latus (yellowfin seabream), 3388 nucleotides long. It is a transcript of the gene naa35, whose product is annotated as N-alpha-acetyltransferase 35, NatC auxiliary subunit. The coding region runs from base 1 to 2175 and encodes 724 amino acids. Gene Ontology annotation, biological process: N-terminal peptidyl-methionine acetylation. NCBI's taxonomy places the organism in Eukaryota, Metazoa, Chordata, Actinopteri, Spariformes, Sparidae. The record is from RefSeq and is a predicted model, not a curated record. Gene Ontology annotation, cellular component: NatC complex. The transcript has 22 exons.